AUGCUACCUAAGUCACUAACUAUGAUUGCAACAAUAAUUGUUGUUCUUGCACAAACACUUGUCGGGGUGAGUUCACUUCCUGAAGCUGAUAAAAUCAGCACUUUGCCGGGUCAGCCACAGGUCAAUUUUCAGCAAUAUUCUGGUUACAUUACAGUGGAUGAGCAGCAACAAAGAGCUUUGUUUUACUACUUUGUUGAAGCUGAAGAAGACCCUGCUUCCAAGCCAUUAGUCCUAUGGUUGAAUGGAGGGCCUGGUUGUUCUUCUGUUGGAGUUGGAGCUUUUGUUGAGCAUGGCCCUUUCAAACCGGGUGACAGCAAUGUUCUUGUGAAAAAUGAUUAUAGUUGGAACAAAGAGGCAAAUAUGUUAUACUUGGAAUCACCGGCCGGUGUUGGAUUCUCUUACUCUGGCAAUGAAUCUUUCUAUGCUUUAGUGGAUGAUGAUAUUACAGCGAGGGAUAAUCUUGUUUUCCUACAGCGUUGGUUCACUGAAUUCCCUGAGUAUUCAAAUAACGACUUCUAUAUUACAGGGGAGAGUUAUGCAGGCCACUAUGUUCCACAGCUUGCACAACUUAUUGUUCAAACCAAGACCAACUUCAGUCUCAAGGGGAUAGCACUAGGAAACCCUCUUCUGGAUUUUGAUACUGAUUUGAACUCUAAAGCUGAAUUCCUUUGGUCUCAUGGACUGAUAUCAGAUUCAACUUACAACGCCUUCACUACAAUCUGCAACUAUUCCACAUAUGUGAGACAAUACCAAAAUGGGAAUCUUAAUAGUAUUUGUGUAACAAUAGCUAAUCAAGUGCUUAAUGAGAUUAGCAAAUAUAUCAAUGUGUAUGAUGUCACUCUUGAUGUCUGUUUGUCAUCAGCAAAUCAACAGGCUUAUGUGUUGCAUCAAGUGCAAGAGACACAGAAUAUAGAUGUUUGUGUGGAUGAUAAAACGUUCAUAUACUUAAAUAGAAAAGAAGUGCAAGAAGCUCUCCAUGCUAAGCUUGUUGGAGUCUCCCAUUGGACAGCUUGCAGCACAGUUCUUCAUUAUGACUAUAAGAAUGAACAGAUACCAACAAUUCCUCUUUUAGAGUCACUUGUUAAGUCUGGGAUCAGGGUCCUAGUAUACAGUGGAGAUCAAGAUUCAGUCAUUCCAUUAACCGGUUCGCGAUCUCUGGUGGAUGAUUUGGCCAAGGAAAUUGGACUGAAUACAACAGUAGCCUACAGAGUCUGGUUUGAGGAAAAACAGGUAGCAGGAUGGACCCAAGCAUAUGGGGACAUCUUAUCAUAUGCCACCAUAAGAGGAGCAGCUCAUGAAGCUCCCUUCACUCAGCCAGGGAGAUCACUCGUGUUACUUAAAGCAUUUUUGGAAGGAAGGCCAUUGCCAAGUAUUGAGUAA
Molecule: messenger RNA, 1380 nt
Organism: Abrus precatorius (Indian licorice)
Lineage: Eukaryota; Viridiplantae; Streptophyta; Magnoliopsida; Fabales; Fabaceae
Product: serine carboxypeptidase-like 45
Exons: 10
Coding region: 1-1380 (459 amino acids)
Biological process (GO): proteolysis
Cellular component (GO): vacuole
Molecular function (GO): serine-type carboxypeptidase activity
Source: RefSeq, a predicted model, not a curated record